Molecule: messenger RNA, 318 nt
Organism: Striga asiatica
Lineage: Eukaryota; Viridiplantae; Streptophyta; Magnoliopsida; Lamiales; Orobanchaceae
Source: the annotation of a GenBank genome assembly
AAGAGUUCUUCUCCCAGCUCUUCACUUCUGAGGGGACUCACACAGCCCUGGAUUCAAGGGACUAGCAAAAAGACUCCUACAGGUUUAGCUCCAAGAACUCCAAACCUCUCAAGGGUGCAAGACCUGCUAGAUGAUACUGGAAGAGGGUGGAAUAGAAGCUUAGUGGAAAGCCAAUUCUUACCAGAGGAAGCAGAGGCUAUCCUAAAAAUGAAAGGGAUGGAUCCACACAGAGAGGAUUCAUUGCAGUGGGUUGGGAAUGCUAAAAGAAAAUUUAUAGUGGCAGACACAUACAAAUCUUUAAUUGAGAGGAAAUGGCUG